ACCCCGGGACCCUACUCACAGCUUCCGUGGCUGCCGCCGGGGCCUACCUACGGCACCGUAGGAGGCUUCUGUUGCUGGGUCCGGCGGGAGGAACAGAGCUCAGACAAACCAACCCCCCUCCCGGAGGAACGGACCACAUUAUAUUUUCGGAAAGCACCCCAUCGCAGGAGCAACAUCACCACCCACUCCGCAGGGUGUAGCUACUCGCUCGUUCSCUCGUUAGUUUGUUACAGUAGUUUGUUAGUUUGCUUCAGGCAAGAACGUUCCAUUGCAUUCGGAAGCAGACUCGACCAUGGCGCCAAGGGAAGCAACGGGGACCUUCCCCGAUCAAUACCUGACGUUCGACUACGACAUGUCCGCGAAUCUGGGCAUGGGCAUGGGCAUGCCGCCGAUCGAUCCCUUUCCGGUAGUGACGGGGGAAGACCUCGGGCAGAACGAUCUUGACAACGCCGCGGGGGGAGGCGGAGUCCAAGACGCCAACAACAACAACAACAACAACGGCAACGGCAACGGCAACACGGGAACCCAUUCCCUGGAAGGCGGGAACGAGACCACUUCGCUCACGAAUUCGCAGCAGCCCCAGCAGGCUUCUUCCCCGCAGGAAGCGGUGGAUCCCCUCUCCAUUGAUCCCACGAUACACCAAGAACCGCAGUGGGACUCGGACAACCUCAACACCAGCACCACCAGCACGAUAUCGAGAGUUCCGAGAGUUCCCCAGCUGCCRCAGAUAAACAUAAACCACACUCCCCCGCGCAUAUCCCGCGGGUUGUCGGGAAACUCCACCGUGAACGUUCGUGGCAUCCGCCCGGGACAGCACCCGCAGCACCACCUCGGGCAGCAGCAACAGCAGCAUCAGCAUCAGCAGCAACAACAACAAGCACACGGCGACCUGGUGUCUCAUCCCGCCAACGCCGCCUCGGCACUCGGCUAUGAUCUUUCCAACGCCGUUGGCCCGGGUGCCUCCGCCCCCGCGGCGGCCGCCGUUGCCCCGAACGGCCACGGCCUCGCCCGGAGGGUCUCUACCGGUUCGAGCACGGCGGGUUCGGCCUUUGCCGCCUCUGCCGGAGCCAGGCGCGUCUCCUCGAAUUCGAUCGCGGGCCAGGGCCUUCCUCCCCCACCGGAGGGAGCCCCCAAGACMGAAACCGACGGCCUCGGGAAGACCAUCGAAGACGAGGACCACCGGCCACCGGGCCUCGACAUUACCUACGACACGAUGGCGUCUUCCUUCAUCAGCGCCGGGAGUCCRUCGCAAGACUGGGGAGACGAGGUAGAGGACGACGAGAACAACAACAGCAACCUCAUCCUCGACGGCAGCCUUGCCAACGCCUCGGGAASCGCCAGCGUGGUCUGCGUAGAGGACGACCAGGACGAGCACUCGUUCCUGGGAGGAGGCCUCAACAGCUCCUCCUCCSCGAUGAACACGUCGACGGCUUCCGGUGCACCGAUAUCGAGCAACGCCAGCGCCAUCUCGACCAACUCGAGCUUUUCGUCCAUGAGAAUGAUCCAGCAGACGGCUGCCUUUGACAUGGAAACAAACGAAAACGAGAACGAGAACGACCACAACGGUACCAGCAUUCCGAGGUCUCCCACCGGGCAGUCCUCCGAUUCGUCCUCUCCCAUACCGACCUCCCCCAACUCRAUCAUGCUCUCCUUUGGUCCCAACACGCGCGUGGACGACCUCAAAUACUUUGCGGAACGGGGCUGCAUCGUGGCCUUGCUACAGGCGCUCAACACACCGCGCCUGGUGACCCUGGGAACCCGAAUGCUAGCGGACUACGCCAAGAUGUCCCACCGCCGGGUCGCGGUCGCAUCGAACCGAAGGAUCCUGGAGUUUGUCCAGCGAACGAUGCUGCACGUUUCCGACCAUAACCAGGAGUGGCUGGGAAGGGAAUACGCCGUGGAAACCAUUCGAAGCCUCACCGCGACGGAAGAAAGCGACAAGUACCUCAUGGGCACGUACGGAAUCCUCAACACGCUGGCCCUGGUGGCCCGCGGUGGGCCCUUUGUGCCCUCCCAGACGGGGAACACGCCCUCCAUCCCGCUGGCCUCCGAAAAGGCACGGCUGCACGCCUGCAUCGCUAUUAUGAACCUCUCCUGCGGAAAGGCCAACAAGAUCGAGAUUGCCAAGAUACCCGACGUACUGGAAGCCAUGAGGGACGUCAUGCUCAACUCGGGCGACGAAGCCCGCCUCAAGGCCACCACCUGCAUCAAGAACCUGAGCAACGCCGACGCCAACGACGCGGCCCUGCUGGGAACCCCGGGCCUGGUGGCCGCCCUCGGACGCAUGGCCACUGCGACGUGCUCGGCGGAAACGGGGGCCACCCCCUGCACGACGAACGCCUGCCUGGCCCUGAUGAACCUUUCCAUAUCGAAGGCCAACAAGCACCGCGUCUUUCGAACGCCGGGGGUCAUGACAGCUCUCAUGACCGUCCUGGAGCGGACGACGGCCCAGGGAUCCUCCACCGAGGCCCGCAUCAAGGCCUGCUCGGCCCUUUCCAACCUCGCGAUUGGCUACGACAACAAGAUUCCCAUGUUCAACUACCCCGGCUUUGUGGACGCGAUUCUCAACGUCAUUCUCACGGACCGGGGGGAGGCCCGCACCAAGGCCUGCUCGAUCCUAUGGAGUUUUGCGGCCGAGAUGAAGAACCAGGUACCGGUCGUCCAGCGCGGGGACAUUCUCCCCGUACUCGUMCGCGUGGCGGAGGAAGAUGGAACCACGGAGGCGAGGUUCAAGUGCGUCGCGGCCCUGACCCUGCUGGCGGAGUCCCUGGACAAUGCGAUUCCCCUGCUCGAGUCGGGAGCCCUGGCGCCCCUCAUGGACAUUCUGCACGAGGCCGGACCCGAUCCUACCCAGUGGAAGGGACAGACCGCUUCGUGGUGUGUCGGGUUCCUGAUGAACAUUGCCCAGAGCGACGAAGCCGUUCCCUCGCUCCGCGAGGCGGGAGUGGUCGAGCUCCUGGCACCCCUCCUGACCCUGGAYCACUACCAGAGUCUCAAGGCGGCCAUGGCGGUGACCUUUGUGUGCCGGUACGACGAGGGCGACGAAUGCUACGAUUUGCUGCGAAAAACGGAAAACGUGAUUCCCAAGAUCAUCUCUCUCCUGCACAACACCCUCUCGGGGCGGGGCGGCAACGGAUACAAGUACGGUGUCUUUACCCUCCGGAGCUCGGUGGGAUGCAUAUCGGCCCUCGCACUGGGACCCGACUUUAUGAAGGAACGCAUCGCUACCGGGCCCGUCUUUGAGAGCCUCUUGCGGGUCCUGUCCGACUUUUCCGUGGACGGCGGUACCCCCGGUGCCAUUGUGGGUGGCGGCAGGGACGACGUCCUCAGUGCGACUCUUGCGGUACGGGCCCUCCAGUCGCUCACGGCACACCUGAUCCCGAUUGCCGGCAGCUCGGCCCUGCCCUUUGGACAGUCGAUGGAAGACCGGCUGCUGACGGCCCUGAUUGCCCUCGAGGAGUCCACGCACGAAGAACUGAAAGAGRACACCCGGCAGCUCGCCAUUGACGCCAAGGUGCGAAUCCAGGGAAGCCAAAAGGCCGGCCGCGCGGGCCACCUGCGGAACGGAAGCGUCGACAUUGACAUGGCGGACGUUGCCUCGCUGGCGAGCAACUGCUGCGGYCUGGAUUCCAUCCCCGGCUUUGGCGACAAGUUUCUCCACGCCCUGACCCUGCCCUCGGAGGAAUCCAAGAAGGCCACCCCGGACCUCGCCCCCAGCUCGAGCAUGGUCGAGGACGCGGCAGAGCCCGCGGCCCUMGCGCCCCCGCAGCCCGUGAGGACCUUUUUGCUGGCGGACGKCCGGACCGGCCGCCGGUUCGCCGUCCCCACGGACCCCAGCGGGGGCCGGGCCUUUAACGACCCCCGCCGCUGGUGCUACCGCAGGGGGCGCUUCUGCCAGCCCGGCGAGGACCCGGACCCGAACUUUGUCUGGACGGACGACCUGCAGCGUGCCUACGAAACGGCCCUGGCGAACGUGGACCAGCAGCAGCCCAAUCCUUCCCAGGCGGCGGCGCCGUAGCGGGAGCGACGGGGACGGGAGUGCUAGCAACGGGGGAGCGCCCGGMGACCGGGCCGCUCGUGGUGCAUGCCAUAUCGGGAGUGCAGCGCAGGACCGCUCUGUUCUGUACAAAUGAAAAAGAGUGAAACGAUUGACAUUAAAAAAGACUAGAUACA
Molecule: messenger RNA, 4173 nt
Organism: Pseudo-nitzschia multistriata
Lineage: Eukaryota; Bacillariophyta; Bacillariophyceae; Bacillariales; Bacillariaceae
Source: the annotation of a GenBank genome assembly